This is a messenger RNA of Maniola jurtina (meadow brown), 2253 nucleotides long. RefSeq names its product piggyBac transposable element-derived protein 4-like. NCBI's taxonomy places the organism in Eukaryota, Metazoa, Arthropoda, Insecta, Lepidoptera, Nymphalidae. The record is from RefSeq and is a predicted model, not a curated record. The coding region runs from base 442 to 2253 and encodes 603 amino acids. The transcript has 4 exons.
UUAACAGGUUCCCUGUCCAAGUUUUAGAGUGGAAGUCCCUCACACGUCCAGUUGUGUUUUUGUAAAAAAACAGUGUUUUAGGGGUUUAGGUAUAUACCUAUUUGUUUCAAAAUAUUAUAGACAUAUCAGAAAAGUAUUUUUUUCAAGCAUACCACAUAUGGUCUGUGGACUCUCUAGAACGAAAUUGACUAAAAAUUUUCUGAUGAGUCCACAGACCAUAUGCGGUCUGUGCAUAUUGUCAGUGUCAAAUUAGAAGUGACAGUGACAAAUCAUCAUUUGAUAUAAUUAUUUGAUUAUAUUAUGUGAAGUUAGCUACCUAAGUGACCAAUGAGAGUAUUGUUUAUACUGUUUCCUGCCGGUUGUUGAAGAAAACAAAAAAAAAAACGAAAGUUUUUGUUAUUUUGUGUUUACUGCUUUUGAAUUUCGAGUUUUUGCGGGAAAAUGAGUAAAAAACAAGGGUAUACGGACGAAGAAUUGAGAAGAAUAUUAGAAGAAAGUGACUACGAACAAAAUGAUCAGUCAAAUUCAUCGGAUGAACAAGAAAAUGAAGCCGAAGAGAAUAGUGAUGUACCUGAUUUUGACAAUGACGAUAGUGUGGCAGAUCCCGAUUUUUUCCCUAGUGAUUUAUCAUCAGAGUGUCUAGAUAUAAGUCAGCUUGCUAAUUCACACAUUCUCCAUCCCAAUCAAACACAUUCUCCAUCCCAAUCAAUGCCGACUGAACAACUUUUUGAUAGCGAUAUUUUUGAAGGUACGGCGACAUCGCAUCCAUCCACGUCUCGCAAUUUUUUUGACGACAACUCUAAUGACCCUUCUCAUCAAUUUCAAACCACCGUACCACCUAGUUCCGAUUCUGACGACGACAGUGACACUGAAAGAAAUACAGGCCCAAGAACUGGCAUAAGACCAACUACAGAGCGUGGCAUGAAAGAACAUGAUGAGCAAGAAGGAUGGAGUUAUGAGAUUCACCCAUUAGAUCGGCAAAUUUUUAGUAGCGCAGGAGACUUGAUACAUAUUGAAAACAUUCCAGAAACUGCAGAUGUGUUUACAAUAUUUUCUAUUCUAGUUGAUGACAAUGUUUUUGACUUGAUGAUAGAACAGACCAAUAUAUACGCUGAACAACUUAUCACUACUAAUUCUGGUGGUCGUUUGCGUCGUUGGAAACCAGUAAACAGGGAAGAAAUGAAAAAGUUUUUGGGUAUUUACUUGCUGACUGGUAUAAUCAAAUUCCCUACAUUAGAAUGCUACUGGAAAAAGGACCCUAUUUUUUAUCAUCCGCUAAUGCACAAUAUAAAAAUGUCCUACAAUCGUUUUACUGCAAUAUUGCGUUGCUGGCACUUUGUUGACAAUACAGCUGAAAGAGAUGUCAAUGAUCGUUUGUAUAAAGUCAAACCAGUUAUAGACAUUGUGAUGAGAAACUGUAGAAAACUUCUUUCGCCAAAAGACUGCAUUGUUGUGGAUGAGUCAAUGGUUCCCUUCCAAGGCCGACUCCUUAUUCGUCAGUAUAAUCCAAAUAAAACUCACAAGUACGGACUCAAGAUUUACAAGGCUACAACUGAUGAUGGAUAUGUUUGGAAAUAUAAAGUUUAUACCGGCCAGGAUCCUCAAAUUGCGAAUCUCGAUAAACCUGGAAGCGUUGUUGUUGAGCUUUGCGAAGAGCUUUUAGACCAGGGGAGAAUGAUUAUAGCAGAUAAUUGGUACACCAGUUUACCAUUAGCUCAAUACUUGCUACAACGCAAAACUGACCUUUGUGGGACUUUGAGAAAAAAUCGCAAAAACCUACCUUUAUUGGUGAAAAACAAGAAACUGAAGAGGGGAGAGCUAAUUGCUGCACAAAAAAAUAAUGUAACGAUUCUAACGGGUGAUUCAUUUAGAGACGAACAAACGAUGUGUACAGGCCGAAACCAGCGUCUGAAGCCCAAUAUGAUACUGGAAUACAAUGAUCGAAAGAAAGGUAUCGAUCUUUCUGACGAGUUGGCAAGCUACUAUUCGCCAAUUCGCAAGACCCUGACUUGUAAGGAAGCGCGGCGGAGACUUCUGGCGACCGACGUGAACUGUCCCCGAGCCAUGACGUUGUGGAGAGUGUCUGUUGCGGUGGCGGCGCUGCUGUGCGCGGCGAAAGCGGGCCGCGACCGCUUCCAUCCCGAGCCGAGCGUCGAGACCGGCGCGCGCGCAGCCUCGCCGGACGAGGCGCACGAGUGGUACUGCGCAGUGUGGAACGACAUCCGACCUGAACUGACGACCUUAAGAAGAUAG